Messenger RNA from Megalobrama amblycephala (Wuchang bream), 2787 nucleotides. RefSeq names its product transmembrane serine protease 13a (gene tmprss13a). NCBI's taxonomy places the organism in Eukaryota, Metazoa, Chordata, Actinopteri, Cypriniformes, Xenocyprididae. Gene Ontology annotation, biological process: proteolysis. The transcript is spliced from 13 exons. Gene Ontology annotation, cellular component: membrane. Bases 139 to 1638 code for a protein of 499 amino acids. The record is from RefSeq and is a predicted model, not a curated record. Gene Ontology annotation, molecular function: serine-type endopeptidase activity; protein binding.
ACCAUGUCUUGAAAAGAAGGUCAGAAAUUGAAAAGAGGGUCUUAUUUUUCCUUUGGUACUGUAGAGACAGGUUGAAAUCCCGCCCACCCAAAUACAUAGACAUUUUGGAUCUAACCAUAGUCCUCACUCCUGUGCCUAAUGGCAGACAAUGACACGAGGGACCCUCCUCCACCAUACUACUCUGUGGCAGUGGACCCACAGACCCCUCCUAUGACCUACGAGGAGGUGAUUUAUGGGGACAAAUAUGGGGUCACACAGAAAACUGUGCCAUACUAUGUUCAGAAGGAUCUGGCUCAAGUACAAGUAUCAGCCGUCAUCGUCACACAGCGAGUUGUCCCUCCUCCAAAAAGUCCGGAGUCUUGUGGACGGAGUGCCAAGUGUUGGGGUGGAUGGAUAGGUGUGCUGUUGCUGUUGGCUCUCAUUGUAAUGGCCAUCUGGCUUGGAGUGCAUUAUGGAUCCAAGUCAUAUUCCGGCCAUUAUGACAGCGAUUGCAAGGGAAAAGAUUGCAAGGAACAAGACAGCCAUGAGAAGCAUGACGACAUGAAGAAUUCUGACACCUGCUCCAACUCCUCUGUGCAAUGUGACGGCAUCCAAAACUGCCAACAGGCCAGCGAUGAGACAAACUGCGUGAGAUUUGCUGAAGGUGGAGUGUUGCAGGUCAGAACUCGGGAUGGUCCAUUCCUUCCUGUGUGUUAUCAGGGCAUGGAUAAGAGUUAUGCUGACCAGAUCUGUGAACAACUGGGCUUUAGAGGGUCUUAUGCAUCAAGUCCAGUGGAUAGCAAGACGUCCAUAGCCCUUACUGUAGAACAUAGAUCAGACAAACUUAUACAGGGUCUGGUCAAUGUCAGCACUGGCUGCUUGAACGAGAAAACAGUCUCACUUGAAUGCACAGACUGUGGCAAGCAGCAAAGUGCCUCCAGGAUCAUAGGGGGCACCGCCUCUCAGCUUGGUCAGUGGCCUUGGCAAGUUAGCCUGCAUUAUAAUGGAGGCCAUGUUUGUGGUGGAUCACUCAUCUCUCCGGACUUUGUUGUGUCAGCUGCCCAUUGCUUCCAAAGCUCAAUGGCCAAUUCUGGAAAUUGGCGUGUUUAUUUUGGAACUAUUUCGCAGAAUACCCUUAAGAUCCCCUACUAUGUGAAGAAGAUCAUGGUGAAUGAGAAGUACAACAGUGUCAGCAAUGAUUUUGACGUUGCCUUACUGAAACUCGCCACUCCCGUGACUUUCUCCAAUAACAUACAGCCAGUUUGCCUUCCUACAUUUGACCAGACCUUUCCUGAUGGAUUAGAGUGCCGCACAUCUGGCUUUGGGACAACACAACAGGGAGCAGACCGUGGCUCUACAAGCCUCAUGGAUGUGGCAGUGAAUGUCAUUGACGCACGAGUGUGUAACAGCAGUCAGGUGUACCGUGGGGCCAUCACUAACAAUAUGAUGUGUGCCGGCGAUAUGAAUGGAGGCCGGGACUCCUGUCAGGGGGACAGUGGAGGUCCACUGGUGUGCAAGGAAGAUAAUGAACGCUGGUAUCUAGCUGGAAUUACAAGUUGGGGAGCAGGUUGUGGACAAAAACAAAAACCAGGAGUAUAUAGCAGAGUGACCAGCCUUCUGCCCUGGAUCUACAGCAAGAUGCAGCAAGAGAAGCCCUGAUGCCUUUCUUCUAUAUGGUGUGUCCAUUCCUGAGAAUUUGAACAACGACAAUGGACACAGGACAAAAGACGAAGGACAGAGUAAUGCACUUUGACAUGGGACAAUGUUGCAAUAUUGUAGCCACAAUUGGACAAAGAAAAACACUAUUGAUUCCACGUUCUCCUAUAAGAAACUAAUUAUACAACUCAACCUGGGAAAGCAGAGAUGCAGGCGUUGAGACCCAUGCAGUGCUUGUUGCUAUGCUUUCCUCAUUCUUUUCUUUGCAUUUACACUGUAAGUUCACAGCACACUGCUGAAUCUGAGCCUUUGUUGCCUCUUUAACUCUGUAUUCUUGCACUGAUUCUACAGAAAUAUUGGGAGUGUUCUACAAAUAUAUAUUUAUUAACCAAAAGGGUGUUAAUUUUGUUCGAAAAUCAGUCUAUGAUCUAAGAUAAAAUGAGAUUGUUUUAGCCUGUGUGAAGGGUCCGUCCUUUUUCUCUAUGAUUCAUAUUGUUUCUUUAUAAAUCAUGCUAAAAGCAUAUACAUUUAGAGCUUUAUUCUUCAAGCAUGACACAGUUAAAAGAGUGCUAUAAGGUCUAAGUAGAUCAACAUUUAUGGAUAGUUUAUGGAUGUCAUCAUUUACUCACCCUCAUGUUGUUCCAAACCUGUAUGAGUUUCUUUCUUCUGUUGAACGCAAAAAGAAUGUUGGGAAUCAAACAGUUGGCCAUUGACUUCCAUAGUAGGAAAAAUAAAAUAUAUGGAAGUCUGCUGUCAACUGUUUGAUUACCAACAUUUCUUGUGUGUUUAACAGAAGAAAGAAAUUCAUACACGUUUGGAACAACUUGAGUAAAUGAUGACAGAAUUUUCAUUUUUGGGUGAACUAUCCCUUUAACAUUUGCCAACCAUUUUAGGAUAUGUUAAACAACUUAUAGAGUAACAUCAAGUGUAGCAAUUAAACUAAACUUUUUUUUUGUCAAAUUUAGCUGUUUUGAAUUGAAACUAUAACAUACUAUAACCUUACCAUGGUUUUCAGCACAUUAAGUAUAAGAUUACAAGUGAAUGUGUGUACAUGAAUGGAUUUAAUGAACCCUUGAAAUACCUUUUUCAAUACCUUUUUUUGUAGCCAAGAUGUGUCUGACUUUCAAAAAUAAAUCCACGUUGAGAGGACAA